CAUAAUACAUACAUACGUGUACACGCCCUACAUUUGAUACCGUCAUUGGCAAGCACUCACCCGGCGCUUAUCUUUUUUGUUCCCCCCAAGCCAAGUACCGACACAUCCGGAUCCUUUCCUAUCUACCCUACGUCAAUACAUAGUCGUAAAAUCCACAAUGGCCCGACCCCGGAAAAGUCAGCCCGCUACUACUACUACUGCUAUUUCUUCUUCCGUCACUACCUCCGCUUCCGUUCCCGCCUCCGCUACUACAACUACUACUACGUCCUCCGCUGCUGCUGCCGGUGUACGAGCAAGGCGGAAACCUCAGACUCGGUCUGUUGACAACAAGGACGAAGCUCCAAGGGGUGCUGCCGGUAGCGACACAUCACCGGCUGUUGUCGGGGAAGACGCCGACGCCGACGCCGGAAUGCCCUCUUGGGCGGCGAGGAACCGAUGGGUCGUUUUCGCUAUCGCGAGCGGUGCUUGCGCGGCGUGUAAUGGGGUUUUUGCUAAGCUGACCACGAAUGAGCUAUCUACACACAUAGCCCAAGCCAUCUCACGACUAUUCCAGCUCACGGACCUUGAGCGAUACGUCGAGAUCGUCGUGCGUUGUGGCUUCUUCGGCCUCAACCUAGCCUUCAACGGCGUCAUGUGGGCCCUCUUCACCCGCGCCCUCGCCAAGGGCAACUCCACCACCCAGGUCUCCAUCAUGAACACGUCCACCAACUUCGUCGUUACCGCCAUCCUCGGGUUCGCCAUCUUCGCCGAGGCCCUGCCCCCGCUGUGGUGGGUCGGCGCCGCGUUGCUCGUUGCUGGCAAUGUCAUUAUUGGCAGGGGUAACCAGGAGCAAGGGAGUGAUGGUGACGGCGAUGAUGGAGUUGGCGAGACGGAACCUCUCGUCGGGCCUUACCGUGCUGAUGUUGAGCAUGGUAGUGGCGGUGGCGGUGGCAGUGAUGAUGGUGAUGAUCAUGACGAGUCAGCGGUAGAUCUGGGCAUGGCUACUGAUGCAAGCAGCUACGCUGACAGUGUGGGCGGGAGUGUUGUGCCUGUUGAGAAAGACGAGGACGAGGAUGUGGCGCUGUUAGGAGAUCUGAGCUAACCUACCUAGGCCCAUGAUAGCAAACUGCACUGCUGGCAAGAGGUUUACACAUCGAUACUUGACCUUACAUCUGGAUAUUACGUAUAAAAGUUUAGACGGAUAAUAAAUAAAGCAUCUAACCUAUAAA
Hypoxylon fragiforme is the source of this 1208-nucleotide messenger RNA. RefSeq lists its product as uncharacterized. Lineage: Eukaryota; Fungi; Ascomycota; Sordariomycetes; Xylariales; Hypoxylaceae. The transcript is spliced from 3 exons. Bases 158 to 1081 code for a protein of 307 amino acids. The record is from RefSeq and is a predicted model, not a curated record.